This is a messenger RNA of Engraulis encrasicolus (European anchovy), 2936 nucleotides long. It is a transcript of the gene ppp1r14ba, whose product is annotated as protein phosphatase 1, regulatory (inhibitor) subunit 14Ba. The transcript is spliced from 4 exons. Lineage: Eukaryota; Metazoa; Chordata; Actinopteri; Clupeiformes; Engraulidae. Gene Ontology annotation, cellular component: cytoplasm. Bases 344 to 736 code for a protein of 130 amino acids. The record is from RefSeq and is a predicted model, not a curated record. Gene Ontology annotation, molecular function: protein serine/threonine phosphatase inhibitor activity. Gene Ontology annotation, biological process: regulation of phosphorylation; innate immune response.
CCGGUGCGGUGCGGGCACAAGUAUGAUAACCGACUAACCCAUCUCUCUUGGCGGACAUGGUUUUGCAUGCUCUUACACUUUGGGUAUAAUUAGCUAAAUUGAUUGCGCUUUAUGGCUAAUUUAAAUGGGUUUUGAUAUUGUAUAGUGGUGCACAGCCAACGAACAAUCAACGGGUGCGCGUCAGGUUUUCUAUUCAUCAGUUUGCAAAGAUGCGAUGGGAGGGCACGGGAGAACAAUAGCCGCCAGACCUGUUCACUGUUUGAACUCUUUGGACAAAUAAGAAAGAACAAAAUUCAAGGUAGGAUAUAGAAUAUACCCUCUUUCCCACAAGAACCGGUGGACCAUGGCAGCUGUGACAAGCCCGGAGACAACCAGCCAGCCUCGGGUGUACUUCCAGACCCCUCCGGGCACAGAAGACGAAGUUCCACAGAAACAAGGGCGAGUGACAGUCAAAUACGACAGGAAAGAAUUGAGAAAAAGACUGAACCUCGAGGAAUGGAUUGUCGGGCAGCUCACACAUUUGUAUGAUUGCGAGGAGGAAGAGGUGCCUGAGUUGGAGAUCGAUGUGGAUGAACUUCUUGACCUGCCAAGCGAUGUGGAGCGAGCACUCAAAGUCAAGGGACUGCUGGCAGACUGUUUCAAGCCCACAGAUGCGUUUGUAGCUGCCCUGCUGGAGCGUGUGAGGGGGAUGCAGAAGCUCAGCACCCCCCAGAAGAAAGGAGAGGUCACCCCGUAAACUUCCCCCCUCUCUACCCCACCACCAACACCAACCACCCCUCUCUCACUAUCAACCACUCCUCCUCCAGAGAAGAAAAACAAGAAGAAGAAGAAGACGACAAAGAGAUGGAGGAGGAAGAGGGGUUGGGGGCAGCAUGAUGGAGAGGGGGGAUGAUGUCAAGACUUCCUACUACAAUCUCCCACAAUUCCAGUGUGUGCUGUGCUUGUGGCAUUGGAAAGACCAGGGCCAAGCGUUCCAGCCAAUCAGCCUGUAGCUUCUCUUCUCUCCCAGCUGCAAGGUUCCAUCACCAGUGGCCAGUCUAUCGCUCUCUAUCUCUCUCUCUUUAUCUCUCUCUGGUUCUUGGUUUUUAAAGCAACCAUUUUUUCUGAGCUCCACCCUACUCCUUGUGAACUGUAUAUUUAAUGUCUAUGUUAGCUAGCUUAUCAUUAUGCAUUUUUGACAAGGAGAGGUGUCGAGGAUGGUGGCAAUGAUGGGGUGGGCGUGUGUGUUAAGGGAUAGUGGGAUUAAAUUAGGGGGGCGUUAAACAAUUCGUCAUUUAUUAACUGUGGUUUCUUCUCCAGUGUUGGUUAGGUGUGUGCGUGUGUGUGUGUGCGUGUGUCCCCUUGGAACACACAAUAAUAUCACUCUGGGCUGGUCUACAGUCCUCAAUUCAGUAAAUGUUGCAUUAUUUUUUAUGUUUUUUUUAAUUAUUGUCUUAUAACUUGCAAAGCUGCUGAAGGUGAAACUGAAAGGGAUUCCCGAAAGGAUGAAGGAUGUUAAACAUUUUAAGUGUGUUCUGGAGGGGAAAAAACAACAGAAAGGUGGACAAUAUUUGUUUAGGGACUUUUUUUUCAAUUGUGAUUUCCAGUCACCAUUUGCUCACAGGCCACGUACAUACAUACCAAAAUGAAUAUUUGUACGUAAAACAAUCUUUCACUCAUUGGAAUAACAUUGUUGCAUAUAGAAGCCUCUUGGCGCGUUCUCCUACAUCUUUAAGAGACAGAGAAUGAUUGUACUACAGUAUAGGUUCUGCAGUUAGUUCUUGAGUGUCUUUGUGUGUGUUUGAGAUAUACCGAAUACCCAGACAGCAACCAUGCUUUAGUCCCCCAGUCGAUAUACUGUAUAGUAGGAACUUCCAAAGGGGGAAGAAGAUGAAUUAUUAUUGAGGUUAUUUUAAGCUUAUAUGAAGAUAAAGAUUAAGUUGAAUGUUAAAGUUUAACACUUGCUCCCGUUUUUCUUUUUUAUGCUUUUUUAUUAGACGAAGAAUGAGGAGCUUGAAAAAGUACAGUUGGGUAAAAAGAGGAAUAAAAAAGCAAAGCAGGAGCAAGUGUGCAGACAUUCAUUCAACUGUAUGUUCAUAGCUGUCAGUCCCUUUUGGAUAUGCAUUGCGUACCAUUUCCGUACUUAACAGGUCAUUUUAGGCUCCCUAUGUACCUCUGAAUAGCCAGAUGGGCUCCAGACGAGACACCUUCAUGGUACACCUUGAUUUCCUUCAAGAUCAAAUUAGUGUUCAUAAACACAAAAUGUGUAAUCUUUGAACUUUGAACAAAGUUUCCAAACUGACAUGAUGUUGCUUUUCCAAUUAAACAGAAAGGUCUGGAGAAGUUGGCUGAUUUUAGUAGAGUUUGGAAAUGACAUGGAGCAACUAAAGCUGGUACAGUAUUGGAAAUAUUGUUCAUCGGUGCCUUGAAAGACAGGUUUCAAAGCAGUGAUCAGCUGCUUUAAAAUUGUCAAAGAAAUUAAUCACAUAGGAAAUGAUGGCAAUGUUUCAGCCAUACGGACAAAAUGGUAGUUAAUUUUCUUGUGAAAUUGACUGGUUCCUCUGUACUUUGGCUGCUUUUAGGCAAAAUACCUGAGGUUAUUUUAGUCAGUCUUUGUCGUAAUUCCAUGUACUGUGACAGGCUUCAUGUAAACAGAUCCUAACUACGUACGUAAGUCAGUUUCGUUGUCUCAAAUGGCGCACUUGCGUCAGUGUACUAGUGUGUGGUGCAUAAUCCACAUAAGUCUUAUGUGAGUAACAUAAAAAGGAAAGUUUGGACAUUCAGUACACUGAAUUUUUAGUGUGAGCGCCCUAUGCACUGAAAACAUAGUGUUCGAAGUGCACAAGUACACCAUUUGAGACACAAGGGUAUCUGAGCCAGUGGCAUCCCCUGCAUGGUUGCUGUCUGGGCAUCCCCGAGUGUUCAGUAGGCUAUUGUAGCGGAGCUGUAAGAUUGUU